GCUUUACUGUCAAUAUUAAAUUAUUAAUUACUUGGCAUUCUGGUUUUGUUGCUUGAGCAAUAAAUUUUAGUCCAUAAUGAGUAAAUUGGAUUCCUUUCUGGCUCAAGCGAUAUAUAUGGAAUGGUAUUAUGGUUUUGCAUAUUGAGAGAAUGAAAGGGCUAAUUUUUUACUUCUGGGUUGACAGAAAGAUUCAAUAUAAAUUCGGACAUUGUGAAUGCAUUGUGAUAGCGAAUAAUAAUGGGUCUUUAGGUUUCACAUAAAAUUCUUGGGCAAUAGGAGAGACCGGUGAAGGGUCUCACUAUGCCAAACCAGCCUGAUGAUGAUUCUGAUGGGAUCAUCUCUAGUUUGAUCGAGGAAUUGAAUUUGAGGUUGAGGUUUGGGGAAGUCGAAGAAAAUGUCAUUCUCUCACCUGAUUCUCAUGUUCUUGGGUAUAAUGGAGUGGGAAAUGGGAGCGAUGGAGGUAGUGUGGUGAUACAUAGCUCUGAUGAAGAGGAAGGUGAUGAUGGUCCUAAAGAGUUGGGGGGAAAUGAUAGUUAUGUGAGUCAUUCUGAGGAUGAUAUAUAUUUCAGUGACAGCGCAGAAGUCGGUAGCUAUAUGAAUGGUGAUGUUUUUGGAGAAGAGCAUUAUGAAACUGGUUCAUAUGAAGGUGAUAGGGGUUUGGAAUAUUUGGGAGGAGGUGAUCAUAUGAUACACUCUGGGGGUGCUGUGUAUUUUUCUGAUUCUGAAGAAAGUGGUGAUUCUAUGGGUAGGGAUGAUUAUAGGGAAGAAUUUCAUGGAAGUGAUUCAAGCGAAGGUGAGAGAUGGGUCGAGACUUUUCUCCUGCUGAAUGUUUUUGGUGAUUCUGCAGGAAAAGUUUAUAGGAAUUUGUGAUGCAAAGCUGGAUGGUAAUCAGGCAUAGGGUUUGUUUGGCCGAUGCUGUUUAGUUUUCUUUUCAGAACCCUAUUAUCGGUAACAUAAGGGAUACAAUCAUGCAGAGCUUGCAGCGUUUUGGUCAUAGAUUUCAUUUGUUGAAUAUUGGGUAGAGAGGCUUUUUCGUCACGUGUAGUCAGUGUCAUUUGAUCUUUACGUAGUAAAUCUCUUGUAUAUCUUUUGUGGUUACUAUUCGUUAUUGGUUUAUUGUUUUUUUGCUUCAUUGCCCC
Tarenaya hassleriana is the source of this 1139-nucleotide messenger RNA. RefSeq lists its product as uncharacterized. The transcript has 2 exons. NCBI's taxonomy places the organism in Eukaryota, Viridiplantae, Streptophyta, Magnoliopsida, Brassicales, Cleomaceae. The coding region runs from base 301 to 870 and encodes 189 amino acids. The record is from RefSeq and is a predicted model, not a curated record.